CGAGGAGGUGGGGAGAAUGGAGAAGAGACGGGAUGAACUGAUGGGAGAGCUACAGGCACUAAGGGAGGAGAAGACGGGGACAGAGGAAGGGAGAGAAGGAGGGCAGGCGGCACAGUUAAGGCAGGUGCUGAAUAUUGGGGCAGAUGGGAGGAGGGAGGCGCGGAUGAGGGAGUGGCAGUCUUUGAGGGCUGAGAGGAGUGUGGAGGAGAGGAGGCUGUCCAGUGUGCGUCUGGAGAGGCAGGGUCUUCAGGAGGAGAUGAGGAGGCUGAAGAGGAGGCUGUUCUCUGUCGCCAGGGAGUGUGCUCACAACCAGGUCAUCCUGGUAACCCAGCAGCGUGAGGUGGCCCAGCUCAACAAGGAACAGAUGGAACUCGACACACUGAUCAUCCAGCUGACUGAGGAGGUGUCUCAACUCCGCUCCACCCACCAGACCCAGCUCUCCACCUUUCAGUCCCAGCUCCAGACACCCAGGCAGACACCCAUCCCCAUAGAGGAGCUGACCCAGAGCAAGAGGACCGCGUGUGGGGACAUACAGCAGUACCUGCAGGGAGGGCUCAAAGCCCUGGAGGAAAGGUAUGAGCCAAUGCUGCUGGCCCUGUUGAAGCGGAAGGAGAGGACGUCAGAGGCCCAGGUGAAGGCCAGGCAGCAGGCCCAGGAGCUGAGGUCCCGCCGAGGGCCCAUGAGGGAGGAGGGACAGAGGCUGGGGCUGCAGAGAGCCUGCCUGGAGGAGAGACUCAUACUGAUGGAGACCCACAGGAGAGAGGACGUGGAGCGGUACAGGGAGACAGUGGACAGGCUGGAGGACACUAACAGAGAGCAGAAGACAAAGCUACAAAUCCAGAAGAGGGAAACCAAGGAGAUGGAGGAACUGAGAGACAGUCUUACUAAAGAACUCUACCUGUACAGAGGUAUUGUCGAAGACAAUAACAAGAAUGAUGUAACCAGAGUGCAAGAGAAAACCACCGGGUCAAAUAGAAGUCUUGCAGUUUAGGUUACAAGAGACAAACAACGUUUUCUCAGUUCAUAGUCACUCGUUUCCAACAAUCAUACCAUCCUUACAAAUGUACUUUUAUACACCUUUCAGAAGGUUCCACUCAAUUGUAAAAAAAAAAAAAAAAAAAAAAAA
Salvelinus namaycush (lake trout) is the source of this 1126-nucleotide messenger RNA. RefSeq names its product syncoilin-like. Bases 17 to 991 code for a protein of 324 amino acids. Gene Ontology annotation, cellular component: intermediate filament. NCBI's taxonomy places the organism in Eukaryota, Metazoa, Chordata, Actinopteri, Salmoniformes, Salmonidae. The record is from RefSeq and is a predicted model, not a curated record. The transcript is spliced from 5 exons.